Heterobasidion irregulare TC 32-1 is the source of this 204-nucleotide messenger RNA. RefSeq lists its product as uncharacterized. The coding region runs from base 1 to 204 and encodes 67 amino acids. Lineage: Eukaryota; Fungi; Basidiomycota; Agaricomycetes; Russulales; Bondarzewiaceae. The record is from RefSeq and is a predicted model, not a curated record. The transcript has 4 exons.
AUGGCCAAUGUCUCCAUACAUACCCCCGCCAUCCCCAAACAGCAUGCUGCAGAGAGUGAAGCCAAGCUGAAAAAAGCUCUGUCGAAGAACGCCGCGUCUGUCCAUUCGACGCCGAUGCCGCAAUACGUGACACUGCCGCCCUCGCAGUCAUCUCAUGGUCAUGUCAUGAUGCGCAAACCGAUCAGAACAAAACUCCAGGCUUAA